Aspergillus pseudoviridinutans is the source of this 1653-nucleotide messenger RNA. Its product is annotated as asparagine--tRNA ligase SLM5. The transcript has 3 exons. Gene Ontology annotation, molecular function: ATP binding; asparagine-tRNA ligase activity. The coding region runs from base 1 to 1653 and encodes 550 amino acids. Gene Ontology annotation, cellular component: mitochondrion. Gene Ontology annotation, biological process: asparaginyl-tRNA aminoacylation. NCBI's taxonomy places the organism in Eukaryota, Fungi, Ascomycota, Eurotiomycetes, Eurotiales, Aspergillaceae. The record is from RefSeq and is a predicted model, not a curated record.
AUGCGGACAUGGCAGCGGACAUUUGCCACGUCUGUUGCCAGACUGAAUAGUAAUGCAACAGGACGAAGCGGCGGUACCACUCUCCUGCGCUGCGCGGAAGUCCUCCGGAAGAGUCAGGCUGGGAGCAGCAAUUACGAGAAUCAAGAAAUCAAGAUCAACGGUUUCGUUCGCUCCGUUCGAAAGCAGAAACGCUUCGCGUUCGCAGAGAUUACCGAUGGCUCGACUAUUGAGCCCUUACAGGCGUUCCUACAACCGGCGCAGGCGGCAGAAUUAUCUACAGGAACGGCCGUCGAGAUUUCUGGUCUGUGGAAGGCUUGCCCGCCUGGUAAAGAACAGAGCCAUGAACUUCAAACGACUGAGGUGAAGAUUGUGGGUCAAGCAGAACCAGAGACAUAUCCUAUACAAAAGAAAUACCACAGUCCUGAAUUCCUUCGGUCGAUUCCCCAUCUUCGUCUCCGAACGCCCUUCAACUCCGUCCUCUCGCGGUUUCGCUCUGAAUGCCUAUACCAGCUGGGCAAUGUCUUUCGUGAUGCGCCGAAUGGCGGCUACGUACAAGUUCAACCGCCUUUGAUUACAUCAUCGGACUGUGAAGGAGCUGGGGAGACAUUUACGGUGCUGCCGCGUGAGACAAUCAUGGAUCCCAAGUCGGAGGGGAUCCAUUUCUUCCGAGCUCCCAAGUACCUGACGGUCUCGUCGCAGCUCCAUCUCGAGGCCUACGCAGCUGAGCUGGGAAAUGUCUGGGCUAUCUCACCGACGUUUCGUGCGGAGAAGAGCGACACGCCACGCCAUCUCAGCGAGUUCUACAUGCUCGAAGCGGAGAUGAACUUCAUGGACGAUCUCGACUCCCUGACAGAUGCGGUGGAAUACGUGGUCCGCGAUCUUACUCGCCGGUUAUAUGAGUCGCCGGUCGGCCAAGAGAUCCUGGCCGCCAAACGGUCAGGCGAGAGCGGCCAAGACGAUGCCGGGAAUGGGGCAGUGUCAAACCUUCGACAGCGAUGGGUUGAUCUAAUGGAGGGGCCACGCUGGCGACGUAUCAGCUAUACGCAGGCGAUGGAGUUGCUCGAGGGGGCGGUCGCUCGGGGAGAGGUCUCGUUCGAGUAUGCUCCCACAUGGACCGAAGGCCUCCAACUCGAGCACGAGAAGUACAUUGUCGAGGUGAUCAACCGGGGUCAGCCGGUGUUCGUGACGGAUUAUCCCAAGGCCAUCAAACCGUUCUACAUGGCGCCGUCACAGGUGGCCCCAGGCAAGGAAGAGGACGUCCGCGCGCCCGGUGAAACGGUCGCCUGCUUCGAUCUUCUCCUGCCGGAGGUCAGUGAAGUCGCGGGCGGAUCACUCCGUGAACACCGCCUGCCCAACAUUAUCCAGAACAUGCGCGACCACGGGUUGAUCAAGGAGCGAUUGUAUCCUAGCUCUGGUGGUGCUGGAGAGACGUCUACGACCGAGACUGCCCCUGAGCAGCCGUUGUACCCUCAUCUCCAGCCGUAUGAAGACCUAGGACAUCUGCAGUGGUACGCCGAUCUUCGACGGUGGGGGAGCGCACCGCAUGGAGGGUUCGGGCUUGGGUUUGACCGGUUUUUGAGUUAUCUAGCUGGAGUUUCGAGUGUGCGGGAUGUGGUGGCUUUUCCUCGAUACUUUGGCCGGGCUGAUUGUUAG